Messenger RNA from Heterobasidion irregulare TC 32-1, 1047 nucleotides. RefSeq lists its product as uncharacterized. Lineage: Eukaryota; Fungi; Basidiomycota; Agaricomycetes; Russulales; Bondarzewiaceae. The record is from RefSeq and is a predicted model, not a curated record. Bases 1 to 1047 code for a protein of 348 amino acids. The transcript has 2 exons.
AUGGGAGACCCAGAACCGGACACCAAUGCGCUGAUACACGACAUGGAGAAGAUAUCUGAAAUGGCACGAUACUUUUCCACAUAUAUUCCACACCUCAAGGACGACCUCGUACACAGCGUCCGUGAUCCCUGCGAUCGAGCUAUCGCGACCGUCGUCGAGCUCGGCGAUGCCGCUCGCAACCUCGCGCUCAUCCCUGCCUCCUCCGUCUCGUCUCAGCGCUCCGCCGUGCUCUCCGCACGAAAGGUGGCCGCACAGGCGCACGAGCAGUUCGAAGCGGUCCAUCAACUCGCUCGCUCGGCUCUGGAGCAAGCAAACGGGACGGCGGUCGAGGUUGCGUACUGGUCAUCGAGGGCCAUGACCUGCCGUCGCCAGGUUGACGACAGAACCAGCUUGUUGCAGCAGGAGAUCCAGAGGGCGGAGGAGCAGGUCAGGGCUUCUCAGCAAACUGUGGACGUUGCCCGGAGGGAUGUUGAGCAAGCUGAUUCAGCGCGCUCGCGUGCGAGACGUGAGAUGGAAGGGAUGCAGGUUGCGGCAGUCGCGAGACACUUUUUGACGUUCGGCCUGGGCACAUUCCUCGACUUGGGGGAUAUUUUCAGGCGUAUGAGGAGAUUAGAUGAGUUGAUUGACACCGCGUCUCGCAACCGCGACGAUGCGCAUCGUCAGCUGGGUAACGCCAAAGAACAACUGUCCGACCACCAGGGCUCCAUUCAGCGAUUCAAUGCCCUUCAGGGCCAGCUGAGUGAGUUGGGGCCACAGCUGGAGGGCGCCCGUCAGGCGCUCGAGCGUGAUCGCCAGCACAUGGCGGAGGUUGUGAACACCGCGUUCGACGUGUCCGUCUUUCUCGGGGGGAUAGCAGCACAGACGGCGCCUUGGGAUGCGAUACACUCUGCGUCUGGGUUCGUGACCGCGAUCACGAGGCUGCAGGGCCUCGUCGAGGCGAAUGCGAGCUUGACUAGCAUAUUUGUCACCGAUGCCGCCCUUCUCGAUAGCUCCCUGCGGUUGAUAGCGAGUGCAGACGCUGGCGCGAUGGUCAGCGGUUUGUGUUGA